Messenger RNA from Drosophila mauritiana, 1390 nucleotides. RefSeq lists its product as uncharacterized. The record is from RefSeq and is a predicted model, not a curated record. NCBI's taxonomy places the organism in Eukaryota, Metazoa, Arthropoda, Insecta, Diptera, Drosophilidae. Bases 95 to 1291 code for a protein of 398 amino acids. The transcript has 2 exons. Gene Ontology annotation, molecular function: metal ion binding.
AAUGUAAGACAAUUUAAACAAAAACUACAUAAGUUGAAAUAGUUAUAAAAUAAUAAAAAUAGAAAAUAGACAAAAAAUAAAAGCAAUUUCAAAUAUGGUUGUCUGCCGGUUCUUUCAACAAGGCUCCUGCCGCUAUGGCACAAAGUGCAAGAACGAGCACUUCGAUGUUAAGCAAUAUCUCAAGGCCGACAUGGAAUCCAGCCUCAAUGGCAAGAUGUGGCCUUUAUCCGUCUACGGACCUUUCAAGGACAAGGCCAAUUUCCCCAACUUCAUUCAGGAUCAAUCCUUCGAGGAGGUGCGGUUCAUGUGUUACGAGGCCAAACGACAAAACCAAUUCGAACAGUUCAGCCAACAGUUUAACCGCGAGGUUCUAGAAGCUAACAACAAGAUGAAGACCAUGCUUCAGUUGUCGCCGCAGGUCCUGGAAAUGAUGAUCAAGAUUCACGAUACGCCGGAGGGCGGCACUGUGUCGGCUGCACCUCAGCAGCCCAGUAAUCCCUUCGCUGCAGCAGCUCCGUCCGCCGCCAAUACAUCCGCAUCCAUUUUUGGAAAGCCCACACUGAGUGCGGGAAAUAUAUUUGGGAAUGCCACAAGCCAAGCCAGCAACACCAAUAGCAUUUUCGGAGGAACGAUGAGCAAUGCCAAUGCAGGGAAUAGCAUAUUUGGUGUAGGAGCUGCGGCAACAGGUGCAACAAGUGUGUUUGGACAGCCACAGCAGCAACAGCUGCAGCCUGCUGCUCAAGCUUUCCAAGGGGGUAACAUUUUCGCCCAGGCGCAGGUCCAGGUGCAAGCUCAGCCAGUGAAUCCCAAUCCUUUCGGUGGUUUCCAACAGCAGCAGCAGCAACCGCAGUCGACGGGAAUCUUUGGCCAAGCCGCAAAUCAAAAUAUGGGCGGAAUCUUUGCUCAAGCGGCUCAGCAACAACAGCAGCAGCAGGCAGCUGCCUCCGGAUUAUUUGCUCAAGCAGCAGCAUCUGUAUUCCCUAAUCAACAACAGAUGCAACAGCAACAAAUGCAGCAGCAACAACAGAUGCAACAGCAACAAAUGCAGCAGCAGCAGCAACAACAAUUUCAAAUGCAACAGCAACAGCAAAUGAUGCAGCAACAGCAAAUGAUGCAGCAACAGCAAAUGUUGCAGCAGCAGCAGCAGCAAGCGCAACCGACCAACGAAAUCCAGUCCUCAGUUUACAGUCGAAUGGAGGAUCUCAGCGAGCAGGAAAUCGAAGCAUUCAAGGCGGAUCAAUUUCUACCAGGUGCCUUGCCAUUCAAACCGCCUCCACGGCAUCUUUGCUGAACCAAAAACUUCCUUGGCUCACUAGCGUAUAAUGUAUAUAUUCUUACAGAAGCUGAUAUAAUAAAAUAAGUAUAACUAAUAAACUAAUGCAUCAUCAUA